Penicillium taxi is the source of this 2490-nucleotide messenger RNA. Its product is annotated as putative sterol glucosyltransferase. The record is from RefSeq and is a predicted model, not a curated record. The transcript is spliced from 7 exons. Gene Ontology annotation, molecular function: UDP-glycosyltransferase activity; hexosyltransferase activity. Gene Ontology annotation, biological process: carbohydrate metabolic process. The coding region runs from base 1 to 2490 and encodes 829 amino acids. Lineage: Eukaryota; Fungi; Ascomycota; Eurotiomycetes; Eurotiales; Aspergillaceae.
AUGGGAAACCCUCCAACCCCCGACCGUGAGGGGGCGGAUGCCAGUCCCCCGCCUUAUUCCCCAUAUGUCGAUCCCCAGUUGACUGCAGAGUCGGGCAAUGUUCACGCUGAUGGUCGUAUUGAUGUGAAUCUGGAAUCUAAGCUCGCCAAAUCACUUGCUCGUAUUGCCGACCAGCUAGAAGACCUUUAUUAUCCAUUGGAUUUUACAGAUGCUCAAAUCACACAGCCUGCCUCCUGUGACUUGAAGCUAAAUAUCGUUAUCCAGAUCGUGGGCAGUCGUGGAGAUGUUCAGCCAUUCAUUGCACUGGGCAACGCCCUACAAAGCCAUGGCCACCGAGUCCGCAUCGCAACUCACGACGUCUUCGAGAAUUUUGUCAAGGAGUCAUAUUUGGAAUUCUUUCCUAUUGGCGGGGAUCCAGCACAGCUCAUGGCAUAUAUGGUCAAAAACCCAGGCCUUAUCCCUCAACUACAAACAUUGCGGGACGGGGAAAUUAAGAAGAAGCAGAACAUGGUAGCAGAAAUGUUGGACGGCUGCUGGAGAUCAUGCAUUGAAGAUGAUCCUACCACUCAGGAGCCAUUUGUUGCAGAUGCGAUCAUUGCAAACCCUCCUAGUUUUGCACAUAUCCAUUGUGCACAGGCAUUAGGAAUCCCUGUCCAUCUGAUGUUUACCAUGCCGUGGACUAGUACCAAAGCUUUCCCUCACCCCUUGGCAGAUCUUCAUUCUGAAUCCAUGGAAGCGAGCACGGCAAAUUGGGUUUCAUACGGGGUGGUUGAGUGGCUAACAUGGCAAGGGCUCGGAGAUGUGAUAAAUAAGUUCAGAUCCAAGAUCGAUCUAUCGCCUGUGCCUGCAACGGAAGGGCCCUGUCUUUCCGAGGCCUUGAAAAUCCCCUUCACAUACUGUUGGUCCCCGGCCUUGGUUCCAAGGCCGCGGGACUGGCCAGCUUACAUCGAUGUUUGUGGAUUCUUCUUCCAAGACCCGCCAUCGUACACACCAACGCCUGAAUUGGCCGAUUUCUUACAAUCUGGAUCACCUCCUGUCUACAUUGGUUUUGGUAGUAUUGUCGUUGAUGACCCCCAGAAACUGAUUGACGCCGUGAUUAUGGCAGUCGAGAUCGCUGGUGUACGUGCAAUAAUUUCUAAAGGCUGGAGUGGUCUCGCUGGGCCUCCAAACCCAAAUAUCUUUUAUAUUGGCGAUUGUCCACACGGGUGGCUCUUCCAACAUGUUGCCGCUGUCGUCCACCACGGAGGCGCUGGAACUACUGCAUGUGGUCUUUUGAAUGCCAAACCUACUGCUGUCGUCCCAUUCUUCGGCGAUCAACCUUUCUGGGGCAACAUGAUCGCCAAGGCCGGUGCUGGUCCUUACCCAAUCCCAUACACUUCACUCAAUCCUGAAAACUUAGCGUCUGCAAUCCAAUUUUGCCUCAGACCAGAGGCAGAAGUUGCCGCUCAUGAGAUUUCCAUCAAAAUGAAAACCGAGUCUGGCGUGGAGGCAGCCGUCAACUCCUUUUAUCGCAACUUGCCAUUGGAUCGAAUGCGAUGCAGUGUCAUGCCUGGUCACCCAGCAGUAUGGGCCUAUACCAAAGGAAAGAUAUCUCUGCCAUUGUCGAAAACUGCUGUCAGUAUUCUACUUCAGCACGAACGAAUAAAUGCACAAAAUAUUAAAUGCUAUGUUGUCAACCCGAUACUUAUUGAGAAUCGUCGCUGGGAUCCUUUGACCGGUGUGUUGUCUGCUGCCACGGGUACUGGAACAGGUAUGUUACGAUCGACUGGAGAGAUGAUUUACAACCCAUACAAGGAAUUUAAGCGUGGCCGUGCUAUACAAUCCCCAGAGGGUAGUUCUCGAUCAGCAAGCAAUGCAGGUUCGUCCUUGGGCGCAAUAAAUUCAUUUUCCGACGGAAAAGGUUCCCGGCCCGGAGCGAAAAGAACUAGCAGUGGUCGACAGGACCCAUUCGAAACGGCUGGUAACAUGGCCGAGGCGGGACUACAGGGCUUUGGUAAGUUCUGUGGCACAUAUUUCAGAGGUGUGAUAGUCGACAUCCCACAUGCAGCCGCAGAAGGCUUUCGAAGAGCUCCUCAGCUCUAUGGAGAAAAGCCAAAGGAUUAUGGAACUGUGACAGAUUGGAAAUCUGGAUUAGAAGUUGGCGGGAAGAACUUCGUCGGUGGAAUGGCUAGUGGCAUUGCAGGCCUCUUCACAGAGCCACUCAAAGGGGCAUUGGAGAAUGGAAAGGACGGCGCACUGAAGGGUCUUCAACGAGCGGCCUUAGGGAUGGCUACGAAGAUGCCUUCCGCUGGAAUUGGAUUGUAUGCUUAUCCGUUCCAAGGUAUUUCAAAAAGUAUAGAAGCUGCUUUUAGGACUCAAACGCCCAAGGCUAUUGUAAGUGCACGACUCAGAGAUGGGUAUGCGCACACGAGCGGAAUGCAGCUGUCUCAAGAAGAAGAGGCCGAAGUCCUCCAGAUUUUCGAUGUACUUCUGAAUUCAAUGAGGGCCUAG